Messenger RNA from Camponotus floridanus (Florida carpenter ant), 3942 nucleotides. Its product is annotated as erythroid differentiation-related factor 1. The transcript has 9 exons. Gene Ontology annotation, biological process: positive regulation of DNA-templated transcription. The record is from RefSeq and is a predicted model, not a curated record. The coding region runs from base 113 to 3724 and encodes 1203 amino acids. NCBI's taxonomy places the organism in Eukaryota, Metazoa, Arthropoda, Insecta, Hymenoptera, Formicidae.
UGGAGCUGUGCAUGCUGUGCACACAAAAACUGUUUUCGGAUUCUCGGUCUUUCUAGAAAUCUUCGGACAGUGAAUAUUUUGGAAAAAAGUGUUCGAAAAACAGUACACAAAAAUGUCAAAAAAUUCGGAUAUUGAUAAUGCGGAUGCGAUGAGAUCAAUAGCCUUAGCUACCCCACCAGACUCUCCAAAAAAACCUGUAAAAUCCACUGCAGUGGUAAAAUAUUCUGCGGUUCAAACACCAGCGACAUAUGCUCAAUUACAGUGUAAUACGGAUUUGAAUCUUCCACCCAGUAACUGGCUCAGCAGUUCAGCAGAAAGUUACGGUCUGCAGAAUGUUUGGUCUCAAAGUACAGGAUUCUCCAGUUUUCGCAUGGCACACAUGUUUCCUGAUUGUGUUGGCGAAGUGGAUGUAGUAUCGGAUGCAGAAAAUAUAAAGAAAUUACUAAAACUUCCUUAUAAUCGUGGUGUGAUUUCAAUGAUGGUACAUCGCAUUGAAAAUACAUUGCUAUUGGAUGACUUUGAUAUACACAAGUAUCUACUAAGACAGGCUGAGAGUGAUUGGGAAUGGUUAAAAAAAUUCUUUUAUGAACAUAUUUUUCAAAAUCUGGGCGACAAGGAAAAACGCUUUUUCCACAAGGCAUAUAGUAGAAAUAGUUUGCAACAGAGAAAUUUAGUGUCCAAGUUUCUCUAUCAUUCUAUAGUACUUGCGGAUAAUGACAAACAGAAUGAGAAACCACAGUUACCUGUGGAAACAUUAGAACCAUGUUUACCUGAACCAACGCAAGAAGAAAAAGUACCUGAUCCAAAUUAUAAUCACAAUUUCGCAAGAAAUGUUGUGUGGACAUUCGAAAAUAUACAGAUGCUUAUUGGAACAGACAUGCCAAUAUUUGGUGGUCAGACGCAUCCAUGUAUAAGUCUACGAUUAAGAGAUAUGUCAAAACCAAUUAAUGUUUUAACAGGAAUAGACUACUGGUUAGAUAAUUUAAUGUGUAAUGUUCCAGAAGUAGUAAUGUGUUACCAUUUAGAUGGUAUUGUACAGAAAUAUGAAUUGAUAAAGACAGAGGAUCUUCCAAACUUGGAUGACUCCAAGUUUAGUGCUAAAUUAAUUAGAGAUGUAGCGCAAAAUAUCCUAAGUUUCCUAAAAAAUAAUGCUACAAAGGCUGGUCAUACCUAUUGGUUAUUCAAGGGUGAAGACGACGAUGUUGUGAAGCUAUAUGAUUUGACAUCACUGUGCAGUGACGUUUCAGAAGAGAAAGGACAAAAUCCUUUCACCGUACCUGUUGCAAUGUUGUUGUACAGAGUAGCUCGUAACAUGAAGUAUUCCUCUGAUUAUCAUCGCCAUCAAGGAACAAUUAGAAUGCUGUUGAAGAAUUGUAUUCAACUAUUAGCCAAAGAAAAAUAUCCGCAAAUCGUUACAUCCGCGCAUUUUAUGCUUUCGGAUUUGUAUAUACCAUCAGACACCGAUCCCGCCAGCCCAGGAUUAUCGGAUCAAAGCGAUGACGAAGACGCUCAUAGCGAAUGUAGCAUGAAUAACGAAAAGGAGAAAGUAGAAGAAGAGAAAAUUUGCGCAGCAAUCAAAUCUUUAACUCUAGCGUACAUAAAGGAACAAACGGAACGCGAGCAACCAAAAUAUAAAGCUCUGCCGAUUUCUGGUACGAUAGAAGAAAGAUGUUUAUUUGGAUUAGAACACGUUACUCAUGGACUCGAUUGUCUUCGAUAUUUUCCGAUUGAAGACAACACCGACGAAGAACAAAAGAAAGCGGAAGAACGCGAAAAAGAGAAACGGAAAUAUGAGGAAAUGCAUCCUAAUGUAGCGAAACCUUUUCAGGCGAUUCCUAUGCCUUACACACCGUUAAAUAAACAAGAUACGAGUGUUAUGUCGAAAAAAAAUUUGGAAAAUCAUAGUCCUGCGCAUAAAAAGAGAAAUAAACAAAAAAAGAAGAAAAAUGAGAAAAAUGUUACGAAAGAAAUAGCGAAUGAAAAUGCUUUAUUAUGUAAACUUAAGGCGGAAACAAUACCCACAUGGCAAGCCCCAAAAAAAAGCGAUAAUAUUUGCUGGAGCGCUCAUUUGAAAACUUUGUUAUACGAAAAAGCAUCAUUAAUAUUUGCCGUACUUGCCGAGAAUGAAUAUGUAAAUAAAAAUUACGGCGCUUCUCUGAGAUAUAUGUUGAAAGUAUUGUAUUGUCAGAAAAUAUUAGAAAUUUUCUGCGGCGUGAGAAACGACAAAUCAAUCAGUUAUCUAUUAGGUCGGGCGGGAGACUGUUGCUUUAUGAUAGUGCAAGAUUGGAGCAAUGUGGAAAAGCAUAGAAAGGAUUACGAUAUAAAAAAUGAAAUGGAAGAGAAAAUAGUCGAAGAUGUGUUUAGUAUGGAAGACUUAGAUAUGAACGGUGCUGAAUUAUUACCGAAGGAACUUGAAAACUUAGAAUCUAUCUUACUUUCUUCGUAUAAAUGUUAUGACAAGGCUUUGUCAUUAGAACUCAUGGAUGUGGAUAGAAGAAACUUGUUGAAACGAAUAGGAAACAUUCAUAACGAGUUGGGUGUUCUUUAUAUGAAUCAAGCAGGAUCUCGAUUUCAAGGCACUCAAACAAACAAUUUGUCGAAUACGGACGUAACCGAGCUUCUAACACGUUCAUCAACUCACUUAGAAUCCGGAAUUACGGCCUUUCAUGAAAUCCAUGAUGAAACGAAUCUGGCGCUUUUGCAUUCAAACACAGGACGGCUCAUGCGAGUCUGCGCGCAUAUACACGACAAACAGACUGUGCAAGAGCGUCACUUUUAUAACAAGGCUCUCGCAAGUUAUCAGAAGGCUCUACAAGUUCUCGGUGAUAGAAAAACAAAUUCAACCAUAUGGGACAAUGUGAUGUGGGACUUAUCGACAACGUUAUUCACGAUGGCUUCACUAUUACAAGAUUAUCCUAUUGCUGAAUAUAAAGCUGAAGAAUUAGAGAGGGAAGUGGUCGAUACUCUUCAGAAGGCACUCAAGCAUUGCGAUGUGGAUACUCCCGGACCACGACAACCAGUUUAUCAAUUCCGCGCUGCAAUUAUUCAGCAUCGAUUAGCUUCGUUUUAUCAUAACAUGUAUAGAAAAUUCGACUCGGAUGUGGAUAAUAACAAGAAAAGAACUACCUUACAAUUAUCUAAAUUAUACUACGAGAAAGCGGCCAAAUUGCAACUCUCAUUGGAACAAACUACGGAAUAUUUGACGAUACAAAUGGAAAGAGUCGCUCUGGCGGAAUAUCAAGCACGUAACGGUACAACCUUCAAUAGCAAGCUAAAAGCGUAUCAAACCGGCUUGGAUUUAAUUUUACAAUGUAUACCUAUCAUGGAAAUAUUAUAUGAACGAAAUAACGCGACGAGACAAAAGCUGGAAGAAACGAUCGAUAACAAAAUCGAUAAUAAAAUAGAAAAUGAUAGCGCGGAAUGUAAAAAAAUGACUCAAGAACAAAAACCAGUGGACGAGAAUCCAUUGGAUGAGAAUCAAGUAGAGGAGAAUCUCAUUAUUCUGCUAGAACAGAGAUUACAAUUUCUUCUACGAUCGUUAAAUCAACUGUUUUUCAAAAGUCCCACGUACAAUAAAAAAGAGAACCAGACGCUUGCAAAUCUGUACAAGCAAUGCUAUGCACGAACUUUGCGACCAGAUACGAUAUCUGGAAUAACUUUCAUAAAACACAUGAGAGAGCUUUUACGAGAACUCGACAAUAUGCUAAAGCAUACAAAUUCUUAAUCAUUAUGUAAAUAAUGAUUAUGUACACACAAUUAACGGUUUUAAAAUAAUGUAAUUAACAGAAUACCGAUUUCGGUGCCAUUUUCCCACUCCAAGUGUAUGCUAGCGGCCGGCCGCCGCACCGUACUGCCUUUCGUGACGCUUGGCCGCUAGCAUGCGUUUGUAGUAAUCUAAUGUCCAGUGAUUUAAGCAAAGAGAGCACCGUCGCAUAGAAUACU